AUGGUUGAGUUUUCCCCUGCCUAUUGUGGUGGGACGGAUGCUUCAAAACUAUUCGAGGUUCGUUUACAAUCAGAGGCAUCAAUCAGAGACAACAAUGGGAGGACUAAACGCCUUCUGCCACCGACGAUUCCAACAUUACCUCUUCGGCGCACGAGCCCCCGAAGAGUUGUGAAAACAUACUUCGUGGGGGUUUUCCAGUCCUCAGAGCCCAAAAAAACCCGUGGGACAAAGAAAGUGAUCGAAGGAUCUGAAGAGCAAAGAGACAACACUUGCGAAGAGACAGCCGAAAUUGAGCAUCGAAUCGCAUACCGGGCGGAACGAGCAAGCCGCUAUGCUUCUGAUCGUGCCUUCCCAGUCCUCACGAGCAACGAUAUUCUUCCAGAAUGGCAGGGUCAGAGUGAGACACCCAAAGGCAUUUCCAAGCCGACUCUUGUUUUCCUGCGUCGAAAGAAAACGGUUGAACUUGAUAAAGUAGGUGACAAAAAGGAGCGAACACCAUGGCGGCCAUCUGCUGGCCGCAAAGCUCCUGAACAUCCGGCGUACAUGUCUUCAGCCCCAGGCCCUCAAACAGCGAGGGCACCAAAAAGACCAGUGGCUGACCGCCGAAAGUCCCUAACAACCAAGGAGUUGGAAACUCAUGACAAGCGUGAAGCUGGCAGAAAGCGAGCCUCCGAGCUCAACGAAAGAGUCUUAUCAAAUGUACGCCGGAACAGUACACAAUCUGUAAGUCUGGCGGAAUUCCAUGACAAGAUCCGGAAAGCUGGGGAAGCUAGCAGAGCAAAGGAUGAACCACCAGAGAUUGAAGAUGAGACGGAGAGAGGCACCGGCGAAGGCAGUGAAGACGUGCUCAACAAGUUGCCGCCCUUGAACUUGAGCCGGGUGUCCUUCUAG
Durusdinium trenchii is the source of this 891-nucleotide messenger RNA. NCBI's taxonomy places the organism in Eukaryota, Dinophyceae, Suessiales, Symbiodiniaceae. The record is from the annotation of a GenBank genome assembly.